Prosopis cineraria is the source of this 4424-nucleotide messenger RNA. Its product is annotated as protein MAIN-LIKE 2-like. Gene Ontology annotation, biological process: meristem maintenance; meristem development. The transcript has 7 exons. NCBI's taxonomy places the organism in Eukaryota, Viridiplantae, Streptophyta, Magnoliopsida, Fabales, Fabaceae. The coding region runs from base 2112 to 4304 and encodes 730 amino acids. The record is from RefSeq and is a predicted model, not a curated record.
AAGAAUAUUACUCUUUUGCGAUUUAAAUGAUUGUAAAAUGUAGAUUUCGCUACUGUUGGAGUUGAAAGUUUAGCAUGUUAAAGAUGAAAUGAUUUCUAUAAGGCAUAAGGUCUAAGAGUCACAUUUAAAGUCAGAAGCUACUUGUUUGCAGCCUGUUGUAGUUGUAAUUAAUCCAAAAGGGACGAAAAGGUGAUCCGGCAAAAUGGUAGAUUGAGGAAGAGGGAUCCGGCCAAACCAUUAACUUAAAUUCCCCAAAGCAAUCAACCGUUACGUGAAGUUUUUAUUUUUGUCUUAACAUCAAAUUUGUUAUUUUACCCAUAAAGAGGAAGGUUUAAUCCAGAGCAUCUCAGUCAGCAGGAUGAGAACUAAGAAUUUCCUUCUAAAUGUUCAAGCACCUUUUGUUACCUGGAAUACAGUUUCCUAUUUACCAGCUUUGUUAUCUUGUGAAGUAUGGUGGUUUUCUCAAUAAAAAAAUUAUUUCCUACUUAACUGGGAUUGGAAGCAGGGGACCCUCAAAGAGACAGAAAACAGUUACUUGUGUUGUCACAGGAAAAUGCCAUUUUUGUUGUUACGAUAAAGUCUGCAUCGUCAUUUUUGUUGGUAUUUUUGAAUGCCAUGCUUGGGUUGGAAUAUGACAGUUUGCCACCUUCCUGCUAGUUUCUGUUAAUGUCUGGGAAGCCAUUCGUGGAUUUUGUACAACUUACCAACGAAUAAAACUAUAUGUUUCUUGUCGCUUUUAUUUGUUUCUAUUUUCAGCUGUCUUUGCCAUAAAGAUGUGCUUAUUUUGAUGCCCACUUGUUACUGUACUUUAAUACCAACUUAAAUACGCAACAGAUAUUGCAAAAUUUUUCCAUUUGAUUUAUUUUCAUUAAAACUGUUUUCAUGGAACACUUAAUUUUUUCAACAUGAUGUAGUUUAGGAAACGAGAAGAUUCUAAAAUUCUCUAAUAGAACCUCUCAUUCCAGAUUAUGAAGAGAAAAUAAGCUCCGGUUCGAUUCCUUUGGGUCAUGGGCAGUGACUGUAUUUUGAGAAACUUUAAGUUUUGAUGAUCUAUGUUGCAUGGGCUUGGGUACUUCUUUGGGUCCUGGUUUGGUUAGAGUUAUGGGAUAUAAUUAUUUUCCUAUCAUAUAGGGUACGUUUUGAUGCUUUAUAUGAAACAAAUGAAUAAUCUCUAUUAUAAUUUACGUGAUGACGUCUCAAAUUGGGUAGUGACAAGUGAUUCUUGCGGUACUUAAAUAGCAUAGCCCUUCUUCCUUAAAAGUGAUUCCGUAAGUUAGGUCCUUCAUGCUUUCUUAGGUCUCCAUCAAUAUGGGAAAACUUAUGGUCAUAUGAAAAAUAUAAUGAAUCUUCUACAAUAUACAGUCAGCCAAAAAUCUUACAUUUAGUUUAUGAAUCUGAUGGGUACCUAAGUGGGAUGGGGAAUCUUACCCCAAAAGGUAACUAUUGAAGUGGGAGAACUAACUCACUUAUAUACCCCAUUGAGCAUCUUAUACUAUUCAAUGUGGGACUUGAUAUCUCAUAUUACCAAGUCUCUAUCAAUUGGCCCCCCAUAGAAAGCCAACGUCCUGACGGCUGCACUCCACAGCAUUUAACUCGAUCUCCUCCCGAUCAGAAUCCUUCGUGGGUAACCCUUUCCGAAACCGCCGACAGCAAGGCUCUGAUACCAAUUGAUGGGUACCUAAGUAAGAUGGGGAACCCUACCCCAAAGGCUAGUUGUGGAAGUGGGAGAAUUAACCCACUUAUAUACCCCAUUGAGCAUUCCAUACUACUCAAUAUAGGACUUGGUAUCCCCUACUACCAAGUCUCUAUUAGAAUCUGAUCUAGAAAGUUCAUAUAUAUGAUUAAAAUCAAAUUUAGUUUUUAAAAGGAAAAAAUACUGCAUGAUACUUAUUUUGGAGCACCCAAGAGUACUGAUGACUAUGGGUACAGGUACAGCUAGAAUAUAGAGGAUGUCGAUGUGAAAAGGAGAACCUUGCAACUUAAUGAAGCAUGAAUAUAUGGCAGUCAAAGUCGAGGCAUCUCCUAUUUUUAUUAAUCACCUACUCUGAUUCACAGGAAGAAUUUAUCCCUAAAAUCUGCAGUACAAAUCCUCCAUAGUCUUUGUUAUACUAAUGGAAGUUGCAGUGGCGGACCUCUAUGCCACUAAUCCAGGACCAAUUGAUGGUUCAGUUCUUUAUGAUCAAGAUAAGCAUGUCUCCACAGCAGUUUGGGACGGACAGGAGCGUGGUGCUCUGAGAUGUCAUGAGCACACUUCAAAGCUUGAUCAAUGGACGCUUAAUUCUAAGCAGGUUGAAUUGAUUGAGAAGGCUGGGUUUGGGUACUUAAGAUCAAUUCCAGCUAUUAGUCUGGACAACCCCCUUAUAUCAGCAUUAGUUGAAAGGUGGAGGCGAGAAACAAAUACUUUUCACUUGAAUGUUGGAGAAAUGACCGUAACCCUUAAAGAUGUUGCGCUUUUACUUGGUCUGGCCAUUAAUGGGGAUCCUGUAAUAGGUAUAACAUACACCACAUGCGGUUCAGUCUGUGAAAAGUAUCUUGGCAGGGCACCGGCAUCUGGUUACACUAGCGGUGGAAUGGUGAAGCUUAGUUGGUUGAAAGAGUUCUUUUCUCGCUGUCCCGAGGAUGCUUCAAAAGAAGUGAUAGAGCAACAUACUCGUGCUUAUCUCCUUUAUCUUGUAGGUAGCACCAUAUUUUCCACCACUACAGGGAAUAAAGUCCCUGUAAUGUACUUGCCAUUAUUUGAGAAUUUUGAACAAUGUGGACAAUAUGCCUGGGGUGCAGCAGCAUUAGCAUUCUUGUAUAGAGCGCUGGGAAACGCCUCACUGAAAACUCAAAGUACCAUUAGUGGCUGUUUGACGCUUUUGCAGUGUUGGAGUUACUUUCACCUAAAUAUUGGGCGGCCAAAGCUUAAUCAAGAUCUGAUGCAUGAUCGAUUUCCAUUUGUGCUUAGAUGGAAAGGAAAACAAAGUAGUCCAACGGCAAAUCGUGAUGUGGUUUUCUAUCGGAAGGCUUUGGAUUCCUUAAAACCAUGCGAUGUGGAGUGGCUCCCUUACAGAAACAUGGAUAGUAUGAUAAUUCCAGAACAUAUCAAAACUACUCUAAUUAUUGGGAGGUCGAAGACAAUGUUGAUUUGCUUUGACAAGGCAGAACGACAUCUUCCAAAUCGAUGCCUUAGGCAGUAUGGCAUGCUUCAAUCAAUUCCGGAGGAUGUGGAGCGAUGGGAGAGGAAGAGUAGAGGAGUUGAUGGUGGGGUUGAUUUGUCAGGGAAAAUGGAGGCUGAGCUUAAUGAAUGGAUGGACCGUCAUCUCCACAUUGUUGAUGGAGAUGAGGGUGUAGAUGAGAGUGAGUACAUGCAGUGGUACCUGAAAAUUACUCGUAAGUUUAUAGGAAGGCCUAUCUCUCUUUCAUCUGAGUUUCAGAGAACGAAAAAAAACAAAUGUUUGCAGAAUGCUGGUCUGAGGGAUAUAGCACAUAUAGCAGAUACCUUUUCAACAAAAGGGUUGGAUCCACAACAAGUUGAAUCAAUUUCUAGAAUAAGAUGUAUUGCCCAUGAGUGUUUAAGGGACCAAAUUGGUGGUCCAGUCAUAAUGUCAGACAUUCCUCAAGAAGAACUUGGGAAAAGGGUAAGAGGAAAGGAGAGGGUUAGAAGAAGAGGUUCAGGUAAACGAUUGCGGAAGGAUGACGCAGUUCAGUAUAAUGCAGUUAGUGAGGACGAACAACCUCAGUUCUUUAGUGCUACUAUUGAGGUUGAGCAAUUACAUAUAAGUCAUUUAGAUGGAGAGGUGGAUCAUACACAAUUUAAUCAAGUAGAUAGUGAAGUCGGUCACGUUCAGUUGAUUCAUGCAAAUGCUGAUGGUGAGAAUCUGCGGCUAUGUGAUGCAAAUAUUGAGGUGGAUCAGUCAGAGCUUGCCUACGCAGAUGGUCUGGAAAGCAAUCUGGAGCCAAAUCAUGAAGCAGCCAAGGUUGACUAUGAAGAACAGCACAAGGUUGGUCAGGAAAUAAAAGAAGAACCUAACCAUGUUGAGGAAAUGGGUCCUGCCAACAAGGUCCUUGGUCAUGCAGCUCUUGAGAUCAUCAACGAGAAGCGUUCUGAUGCUACUGCAGAAGGCAUUAGUGCACUACCUAGUGAUGUGAACUCACAGCAAUGCAGCAAUGAUGUUGGUAAUUCACAAUUUGCUCACAUUGACAGCGAAACUGUGGUAACUGAACCAUCAUCUGCUAAAGCAGCAAUCGAGGUGACUCAACAUUCUUCUCUUGAAGCUUACGAGGAUCUUGCACAGAAAGGAGAUUGUAGUGUUGCUGUAUAGUGGGACGGAUUUCACUGUCUUAGAGAAGCAAUUUUUUUAAGGCCAACUUAAUUUAAAGAUGUGAUUGUUUCAUCUGUAAUUAUAUAUGUUCUUUUAUUUAAGUUCUGGUCUUUUAUGGUA